Messenger RNA from Oenanthe melanoleuca, 1017 nucleotides. RefSeq names its product basic proline-rich protein-like. The record is from RefSeq and is a predicted model, not a curated record. Lineage: Eukaryota; Metazoa; Chordata; Aves; Passeriformes; Muscicapidae. The transcript has a single exon. The coding region runs from base 1 to 1017 and encodes 338 amino acids.
AUGAUUCCAGCCACAACCGCGCACCAGAAAGCCGCCGGUGCCCGCGGCAGGCCACAGCACCCUCUCUGCCCUGAGCAAGCGGAUCAGCCUCGGGAAAGGAGGAUGCUCUUGUGCAAGACGGCGGGCAGCAAUUCCCGCCGCUCGGACGGGCAUCCCCCGAGCCGGGGCUGGAUCCCCCGAGCAGAGGGCUGGAUCCCUGAGCAGGGAGCUGGAUCCCCUGAGCAGAGGGCUGGAUCCCGCCGGGUGCGGGUGCGGGUGCGUGCCCGCCGCUGCCCCCCGCCCGCAGCCCCCGCCGGGCUGCCCAGCGCGGUGGGAUGCUCGCCCAGCGCGGUGGGAUGCUCGCCCAGCGCGGCGGGAUGCUCGCCCAGCGCGGUGGGGAUGCUCGCCCAGCGCGGUGGGGAUGCUCGCCCAGCGCGGCGGGGAUGCUCGCCCAGCGCGGCGGGGAUGCUCGCCCAGCGCGGUGGGAUGCUCGCCCCGCCGUCCCCGGCCCGGCCCGCCGCCCUACCUCGCCCGCCCGCGCCGCCGGCCGUGGAGUUGCCGCAGCCCAUGGGCGCUGCCCUGGCCGGCGCCGCGCCCGCCGGUGCGGUGCGCUCACGGGAGACAGCCGGCGGCGGGCGGAGCCGGGUGGGAGAUAAAGCCGCGGGGACCCCUCCUCCUCCUCUUCCUCCUCCUCCUCUCCCCACCCAUCGCCCGGGAAACCGCCGGCCCCGAGCGCCGCCCGGCCCCGGCCCCCAGCGCAGCCCCGUCCGUGCCCGAGCAGAGCCGCACCCGCCCGCACGGGCUGCGGCUGCUGAGCCGGAGGCACGGCUCAGCCCAGGCUCAGCCUGCACGACUCCGAACGACCCCCAUCAGGCAGCAAGCCCAGAGCCUCCCCGGGCACUGGAGAUGCUUCUUGGCUCACGCGUUUCACGGGAGCUUUGGGACACCCCUCAUCGCCCAGGGGAACAUCAGUGCAACCACAGGACCGGGCUGCAAACCCUGUAUCUGCUAUCAAUAACACCCUGUUCACUAUCUUAA